AUGCAAAACCAACUUCAAUAGUUCCUCACUAUUCUUGCCACAAGAGAAGAAGUUAUUUUUAUGAUUCGCAUCUUAACACAUUAAACUUUAGAAGAUGGAAGAAAUCUUAGAGAAUAUCAAUAUGAAAUCAUGAAAGGAGAAAGAAAGAGAGAAGAACUAGAAAAUUAAGUGUAAUUUAAUUAUUUUUAUGAUAGUUAUUAAACUAUAACUGAAUCUAUACAUAGAAAAGUAUUUCUACCAAAAGUUGUAUAGAAAUUUAACAAAAUACAAACAUAUUAUUCCAAUAAAACUAAAGUAAUCAAUAUUUAAUUUAUCAGAUCUACUUUCCUAAAUAAGGAUAAUAAAUUGGAUAAGAAAACAUUGUUUAACCAAAUCUAAGGAAUAUUAUAAUCAGUAUGCAACAUGAGAGUUUGAUUUCCAUCCUUAAAUACUUGAGUAACGUGUAGAAAAUGAGAAUGAAAUUAGAACUCAAUCGGGCAUAGUAUAUGGAAAAGUAAUAUAUAAAAGGCUAUGGUUUAUUCUAGAGAAGAAAGAUGUAAUCGUAAUGAAAAGUUCUUUUCCGAACCUUUACUUAUUGGAAAUUUUGGUAUGAAUUAUAUCAACAAAUUGCAUCAGAAAUAUUAUUACUUAGCAUCAUAAAGAAAUUGGAAGAAUGUUUAUGAUGUUCUUAUUUUAGAUGAUAAUACAAAAUAAUUAUAUCUAUAAGGAGCAGGUUAAUUAGGAUAUCUAUUUAGGUUUUAAGAGUGUGAUUGCCAGUAUUAAUAAAUAAAAGAAAUCCAAUGAUGUUCCUUAAGUUUAUAUACCAAUAGAAACAACCUAAGAAAUCAUUACUACUCGUUAUGAAAAAUUACUCAAAGAUCUUAUGGAUAUGAAUUACCAUGUUUCCAAAUCUAUUAUGAAAUAUAAUUAAUUGCAUUAACGCAGAAAAAAGAAUAAGGAAUCAUAAAAUAGAAUCAAAAUAACUACAACUAGACAUUCUUAAUAAGAGAAAAUACUUAAUUUAAGUGAUUUUGGUAAAUUUUCAGCACCAUCAUCCAGAUAUAGUAGAUCAAGAUAACUUAAAACAUAAUUAUCAUGUCUAUAAUCUCCAUCUGAACCACAUAUUAAAUAAUAUGAAUUUCUUUUAAGUUUGCGUCAACCUGUUAAUUCAGGUCGUUUGAUUAUUAAAUGCAUUAAUUAAAAUUCAUGAAAUACUUUAAGGAAGCUUCUUUUUCAUUGAAAUAAAAAUUUGGUUACACUCCAGAAGAAUAAGCUAUCAAACUUUUUGAUCAAGCAUAUCAUUAUGAUAGUUCAAUUCUUCCUAUAAAUCUUCUUGAUCAAAUUGCUGAAUUAAGCUUUCAAAUGUAUAAUUCAUCAUUAAAAUAUAUGUAGGGAACAUUAUCCAAAAAUAAUCAAUUAAAUUGUUCUGCAAUUAUCAACUAUUGGAAUCACUACUAAUGUCAUACUUAAAGUAUUAAAUUUUUCAAUUAUUUUUAGACACUUAUUAUUACAGAUUAUCUAUUAAAAUAUGGAUGUUCUGGUAUAAUAGAUGAUUUGAAAGUUAGAAUAUAUAUGUUUAGAAAUUAUCAAGAAUUUAAAAUUGAUUUUUAAGAUCCUAUUUAUAUAACAAGUAUCUAAUUCAAAAAUAUAAAGUUCGAUAAAAAGCUGGAAAUAUUGCUAAUUAAUUAACUAAUAGAAAACUUUUAUACAAGGAAAAAGAAAUAGCAAAACAUAUUAAACUUAAAAUAUAAAUAAAUAAAUAAAAAACAUAAUCAUUAAGUAAUUAAGAUUAUAAGUAAACUACUACUACUUUAGAUGAUAUUUUAGAAAAUUAUAUUUUUAAAUAUAUGGAUAAAUUUAAUGAUAAAAUAGAAAGUUGGGGAGAUAAAAUAAAUGAUAAAUUAGAUUAAAUAAUUGAUAAUAUUACUAUUAAUGCUGCAUAUGAAAGAGAUGAAAAUGGUUAUUACUUNACAAAAUAAUUAUAUCUAUAAGGAGCAGGUUAAUUAGGAUAUCUAUUUAGGUUUUAAGAGUGUGAUUGCCAGUAUUAAUAAAUAAAAGAAAUCCAAUGAUGUUCCUUAAGUUUAUAUACCAAUAGAAACAACCUAAGAAAUCAUUACUACUCGUUAUGAAAAAUUACUCAAAGAUCUUAUGGAUAUGAAUUACCAUGUUUCCAAAUCUAUUAUGAAAUAUAAUUAAUUGCAUUAACGCAGAAAAAAGAAUAAGGAAUCAUAAAAUAGAAUCAAAAUAACUACAACUAGACAUUCUUAAUAAGAGAAAAUACUUAAUUUAAGUGAUUUUGGUAAAUUUUCAGCACCAUCAUCCAGAUAUAGUAGAUCAAGAUAACUUAAAACAUAAUUAUCAUGUCUAUAAUCUCCAUCUGAACCACAUAUUAAAUAAUAUGAAUUUCUUUUAAGUUUGCGUCAACCUGUUAAUUCAGGUCGUUUGAUUAUUAAAUGCAUUAAUUAAAAUUCAUGAAAUACUUUAAGGAAGCUUCUUUUUCAUUGAAAUAAAAAUUUGGUUACACUCCAGAAGAAUAAGCUAUCAAACUUUUUGAUCAAGCAUAUCAUUAUGAUAGUUCAAUUCUUCCUAUAAAUCUUCUUGAUCAAAUUGCUGAAUUAAGCUUUCAAAUGUAUAAUUCAUCAUUAAAAUAUAUGUAGGGAACAUUAUCCAAAAAUAAUCAAUUAAAUUGUUCUGCAAUUAUCAACUAUUGGAAUCACUACUAAUGUCAUACUUAAAGUAUUAAAUUUUUCAAUUAUUUUUAGACACUUAUUAUUACAGAUUAUCUAUUAAAAUAUGGAUGUUCUGGUAUAAUAGAUGAUUUGAAAGUUAGAAUAUAUAUGUUUAGAAAUUAUCAAGAAUUUAAAAUUGAUUUUUAAGAUCCUAUUUAUAUAACAAGUAUCUAAUUCAAAAAUAUAAAGUUCGAUAAAAAGCUGGAAAUAUUGCUAAUUAAUUAACUAAUAGAAAACUUUUAUACAAGGAAAAAGAAAUAGCAAAACAUAUUAAACUUAAAAUAUAAAUAAAUAAAUAAAAAACAUAAUCAUUAAGUAAUUAAGAUUAUAAGUAAACUACUACUACUUUAGAUGAUAUUUUAGAAAAUUAUAUUUUUAAAUAUAUGGAUAAAUUUAAUGAUAAAAUAGAAAGUUGGGGAGAUAAAAUAAAUGAUAAAUUAGAUUAAAUAAUUGAUAAUAUUACUAUUAAUGCUGCAUAUGAAAGAGAUGAAAAUGGUUAUUACUUUCCAGAAUCUUGUAUGGAUGAAAUCACAAUUACAAAUAAUAAUAAAAAUAAUGAAAAUUAAGAAUAGUCAUCAUAAUAAGAUCAAAAAAUAAUAAAACAUUAGAAUAAAGAUUUAUGUAAAUAUAAUAAUAAUAAGUUAGUGGAAUUUGAAAAUUAAGAUAAUUAAUAAUAGCCAAAACAAGAGAUUAAUUUACUAGAUUGA
Paramecium primaurelia is the source of this 3415-nucleotide messenger RNA. NCBI's taxonomy places the organism in Eukaryota, Ciliophora, Oligohymenophorea, Peniculida, Parameciidae. The record is from the annotation of a GenBank genome assembly.